Molecule: messenger RNA, 1738 nt
Organism: Eriocheir sinensis (Chinese mitten crab)
Lineage: Eukaryota; Metazoa; Arthropoda; Malacostraca; Decapoda; Varunidae
Product: apolipoprotein D-like
Exons: 6
Coding region: 170-961 (263 amino acids)
Molecular function (GO): pigment binding
Source: RefSeq, a predicted model, not a curated record
AAAUAUUCAUCCCUGUGAGUGGCAACACUGAAGAGAAGAGAAUCAGACAGACAGACAGUCAGUCAGUAACUAUCAAGACGUGCCUGUGUGUAGGUGUAUUGCUCCAAGCUCUCUUGCUGUUGUUGUGGGAAGUUUUCCUUCCUUCGUUCCAUUUUAAUUAUUGUUCAAAAUGAAGGUGGUAGCUGUGACUGUGGUGGUGGUGACUCUGGUAGCAACAGCAGUGGGCCAUGACUGGGGCUGGGGCAAUUGUCCCUCAGCUAAGGCCUUCUCCAGCUUGGACGUGGACAAAUUCCUUGGGCUGUGGUAUGUCAUCCAGCAGACGGACACCACUUCAUCCUGCCUCACCAUGAACUACACCAGAGUUUCACCCACACAGCUGCGCGCUGCCAAGUCCCGGCAGCUCCUUGUGCUUGACUCUCUCAGCAUUGAACACACCAACUCCUACACUGCCAAGCUGGACAUACCUGAUUUUGAUAAUGCUGGUGCCAUGAGGGUUAAGUGGCCUCUCAACUUGGCGGGCAAGGCUGACUACACUGUGCUGGACACCGACUAUGACACAUAUGCUGUAGUGUAUGAAUGUCAGAAGGUGGCAAGCUUCCUGCACCGCAAGUCAACAGCCAUCCUCUCCCGCACACCCACGCUCAGCCAGGACAUCAUUAGCAAGGAGAGACAACUGAUAUCCAGCAAGGGCAUUCCCACAAAUGAUCUGGACUCCAUUGACCACGGUGUGUGUGUACGCCGUGAGGAUGCAGGAUUCAACAUUAACAUAGAUGAGGACACCAUAAAAAAAAUGCUGAAGGAUGCUUCUGAUGGCGUCAGGAACAUUGCCUCUCAGCUGGUGAUGCUUUUACAGGUGGCUGGAGGAGCUAGUGACCUGGCCUCCAGCUUGGCCACCAUCAGCAGAAAUCUGGCAGUCAAGGGUUCGGAGCCAGAAGCAGAGUCCAUUCAGACCAUUGACUAGUCUGCAGCAUCACCAACUACCUACUGUGCUGUCUACAAAGUGCUACUACAGCCUCCCAGUGAGGAGCACAUUUUGUUGCAUGCUUCCAUUUUUAUAAUUCUAACUUUUUAAACAGGCUUAACAGAAUGCCUUACAAACCCUUUGGAAGCAACCAUAGUAACAUAUCUAAAGUAUGUGCUUCUCACUGGAUGACUUCAUAUCAACUUCACAUUCCUUUGUUGCCUCACAUACCUGUACCUUCAGUGACAUUCAACACCUUAAAAUACCUAAAAGUUUAGUUUUAUGAAGUUAGUUUAAACUAUUAAUAAAAAGCUUUAAACACAUCUUCAAUAUGAUUAAAAAAAAUGUGUUAGGAGUUUUAAUGUAUGAAAGAUAAAAAUGAUCCUUGUAUUACCUCUAGUAUAUGCAGUUUUAAACACAUCUCCAAUAUGAUUAAAAAAAUGUUUUAGGAGUUUUAAUGUAUGAAAGAUAAAAAUGAUCCUUGUAUUACCUCUAGCAUAUGCAGUUUUAAAACUAUCAGUCAAAAGCUGUGUACACAUCUCCAAUAUGAUUUUUUUUAUUGUGUUAGAAGUUUUAAUGUAUGAAAGAUAAAAAUGACCCUUGCAUUACCUCUAGCAUAUGCAAUUUUAAAAUUCUUUGUGAUAUACUUAAGGCUUAAUCUAAUGCAAUACUGCAUUUAGUAACUGUACAAGUAGCAUGUAAUAAAGCUUCAGAUAUCAUCACUCCUUGUACAUUAUGUACGAUAUUAUUCUGUUAUUAAAAGUGUCUUGAAUAAUA